AUGGAGUACACUCCUGAUUUCUCGGCCUAUUUAAGGCGUGAAGCCCCAAUGAUGACUAUCAUCCAGCGCACAAUCCCCAAGGCGAUCAAGGUUGCUGGAGUGGCUGGCUUUGCAGGCCUGGGCAUAUAUUGCACGAAGCAGUUCUCAACAGCGUUUGCGGAAUCGAACGAGCCAAAACCAGUCUUCUCUGGGCUGGGUUUCACCACUUUGCGCUUGCAGAGCACCAAAACCGUCAAUCACAAUACGAAGCGACUAGUCUUCGAAUACCCUAACGAAUCCGCCCGCAGCGGCCUGACAUUGACUUCCGCGCUCCUAGCCAUCACCCAUCCGGAAGGGAGCUGGCUUCCUACGAUUCGACCAUAUACUCCUAUAAGUGACUUGGAUGAACCAGGACGUAUAGAACUUAUGGUCAAGCAAUACCCGGACGGGAAGGCUAGUGGCUACUUGCACUCCUUGAAACCAGGAGACUCACUCAGGUUUGCGACUUCACUGAAAGGCUAUCAGUGGAAGCAGAAUGAGUUCUCCCACGCCUACCUCUUGGCUGGCGGGGCUGGAAUCACGCCUAUCUAUCAGCUUAUCAAAGGCAUCCUGAAGAAUCCUCAGGACAGAACGAAACUGACUUUGGUCUUUGGGGUCAACUCCGAGGAAGAUCUACUGUUGAAGGAGGAACUUGAUCGUUAUGCCACAGAGUUUCCUGAACGUUUCAACUACAUAUACACUGUUAGCCGUCCGAAAGAGGAGAACUCCCCUUACAGAACAGGGUACAUCGACGAGGAGCUUCUAAGGAGCACAUUCAGAGAGUCGACGCAAAAUACGAAGGUCUUCAUUUGCGGUCCUCCAGCGAUGGAAGAUUCUCUGGUUGGAACAAGAAGAUCGCCUGAAGGAAUCUUGAGCCGAUUGGGCUUCUCGAAGGAUCAGGUUCAUAAAUUCUAG
Aspergillus tubingensis is the source of this 933-nucleotide messenger RNA. RefSeq names its product cytochrome b5 reductase family protein. The record is from RefSeq and is a predicted model, not a curated record. NCBI's taxonomy places the organism in Eukaryota, Fungi, Ascomycota, Eurotiomycetes, Eurotiales, Aspergillaceae. Gene Ontology annotation, molecular function: cytochrome-b5 reductase activity, acting on NAD(P)H. Bases 1 to 933 code for a protein of 310 amino acids. The transcript is spliced from 4 exons. Gene Ontology annotation, biological process: ergosterol biosynthetic process.